AUUGUUAAUCCGAGUCUUUUACGCCUGAACUUAGUAAUAACCAUUGAACACCCUCGAACAAUGAAUAGCAAUUGCUGGAUCUUGUCAUUUCCAGAUGAGAUUCUCAAUAUAAUAUUCUACCAUCUCAACCAGGCAACCACCAUGCAGGCUAUGCUUGUAAAUAAGAAAUUUUACCAAAUUGGCAAAGUGAAACUAUACCGUUGUAUAUAUGUUCUUGGUAGUCAAUGGCCACCGCUAGCUAUUGACGCAAAAGCUGACACUUCAUUUCAUCGAGAAUUCACGAUUAUCAACACUUGGGAACAAUUAGAAGUAUUGUAUUUGCUGUCACGUAUGAAUUUGGUUCGGUAUAUAUUAUGUCGCGGCGAGCAGCUUGAGUUUAAACAAGCUAUUACAGAGAAUUGGCCAUGGAUUAGGGUAGAAUUGGAACAAUGUUUCGAUGGAGAAGAGGAAUCUAUAGAUGCUCUCAAGACUGACUUCACCAAGGAAGUGAUUAUGUCUAAUUACUUGCCGUUGGAACAAGACAACUAUACUGCGAAAAGUAUGAUUAUUGAAAAUGAGUGGUCGGUGUCUACCAAUAUUUUGGAUAUAGUUCCUCAUAUGAAGGGACUUGAAAGGAUCGAGAUUGUUGGAAGAUCCGAGAAUCUGCUUAAGAAUUUGAAAUUAACAAGCAAGACUCCGCUACACAUUAAAUGGUUGUGUGUUUCCUUAUUGGAGGUAGAUUACAUAGACUACAGCGAAUUGCAAAGGUUGUUUGACUUGAGUGAAAUCACAUCGUUUGAAAUUCACUUGGCAUAUUUAGACGAAGCCAGCGAACAUGAAAAUGAGCUACAAAGGUUAAUGAAGAAAUGUACCAACCUAAAGAACCUAUCAUUUGAAACAACUGCCAUGUUGUUUUUCCCAAAUAUAAUGAGUACUUUACAAAAACACUCUUUAGAAAAAUUGUACAUUGCAUGUGCUAGCCACCCGCCUUUGCGCAGUUACUACUUGGACUUGUACAUGCUUAAUCAAACAAAUUCACUAACGGAAUUACUUGUUAGUUCGACAACCGAAGGACGCUGGUCAUUCCAAGAAUUUGAUCGGGUUUAUAAAAUAGAUCGAGAACAAGAAGAAGAUAAUACCCAACCGGAAGAACUUAAACUACUCCGAGAUUUCAUGAGAGAAAGUGACACGCCUCAUCCCAAAUUACGACAUAUUGUUCUUGAUCGUAAUCAUUAUGCUAUUACAAAUACCGAACACGGUGUCCAAGUUGACCCCAUGAACUAGAUAAGCCUCGUCCCCUGGUUGGUUGUGCUACUGUCUCGUUUAAGUAUUUUGUUUUCCAUUUCUAUAUGCAGUACGUCCGCUCCGCA
Molecule: messenger RNA, 1349 nt
Organism: Spathaspora passalidarum NRRL Y-27907
Lineage: Eukaryota; Fungi; Ascomycota; Pichiomycetes; Serinales; Debaryomycetaceae
Exons: 1
Coding region: 61-1263 (400 amino acids)
Molecular function (GO): protein binding
Source: RefSeq, a predicted model, not a curated record